Coregonus clupeaformis (lake whitefish) is the source of this 9417-nucleotide messenger RNA. RefSeq names its product histone-lysine N-methyltransferase, H3 lysine-36 specific. The record is from RefSeq and is a predicted model, not a curated record. The transcript has 19 exons. Lineage: Eukaryota; Metazoa; Chordata; Actinopteri; Salmoniformes; Salmonidae. Gene Ontology annotation, cellular component: nucleus; chromatin. Bases 70 to 5265 code for a protein of 1731 amino acids. Gene Ontology annotation, biological process: regulation of DNA-templated transcription. Gene Ontology annotation, molecular function: protein binding; histone H3K36 methyltransferase activity.
AAGCGUUUUAAGGCGUCUUGGAAAACCAGUGUGGCUGAGGCAGAAGCUGUCCUCCCAGAGCGGCCCAAAAUGGUUUCCUCUAUACCUGACUCCAUAGAUACAACCCUCCAUGAUGGGUUCACAUCAGAGAAUGAGGACAAGGCCCUUCCAAUUCCCCCUUCCUCCAUUCCAUCCGCCUCUAUACCCCCUGCACCAAGUCACUUAACAAACGGAACUGUGUCACCACAAAGUAAACCUUCCUCAACGAAAGGAAGCAUUUCCAAGAAGCCUCAGAGGAAGAAGAAGCAAAGUAAAGCAUCAAAAGCUAAAAAUGAGUUAUUCAACACCAAAACAUUUGGCAGCACUGACAAGCCAGAGGGGGACAUAGAAGAAUGUCCAUAUUCGGACCUAGACUCUAUCCCCAAUAUUUUGUGUCCUAAAACACUUGAGCGUCAAUCCAAGCCCUCUCAGACUCAUCCCUCAGUUCCAGAAGUAAAAGAAGUGAAGAAGCAGCCUGAAGUCCAAACUGGCCUGUGGUUCAGCAAACCAGGAAAAGACAGGCGACUCAACACUACCACCUCCAUAUCUAAACACAGUUCCUUUAGCAAGGGCCUCUGCAAGAAAAAGACUCAAACUGCAGCUGCUGUCAACAGAAAGACUCAAGUGUCCAGUGUGGCAAUCAAAUUAUGCUCUAGUGAUCAGUUGAAGACUCCAGUGUCCAGUGUAAUAGUCAAAGAACGCCCUGCUGAUCAGUCGAAGACUCCAGCGUCCAAUGCAACAGUCCAAGAAAUGACUGGUGAUCAGUUUAAUACUCCAAUCUUAAGUGUGCCCAAGCUCUCUGAUCAGUCGAAGGCCCUGGGCAAGCAGCCUGCGCAUCUGCCCGCUAGCAACCACCUGAUGACCAGAGCACUUAAAGCUAUGGAGGAAGCUGAGCGGAAGGUCUCAUCUUCCACAAACACUACCUCUGAUAAACCAGAGACCAAAACAGACUGUUAUACAGAGGACAAAUCUUCAAUGGUUGACAACGAUAAUCAGAUCACAGCUUUGCCAAAUUGCUCCUCAUCAAAGUUCACCAGGUCGAAGGACUUUGAGGCAGAGGUUAAGACGGAAAAUGAGGGCAUCUUGGUAUCCCAGAUGCCUGUGGACUUCAUACCUCUAACUUCUGGGAAGGCAAAGAAAGAGAACUGUCUGUCUCACAUCUCCUCCUGUUCCUCUCCCUCGCCAUGCUUCUCUCCCAUGGACGCCUUCAAAGACAUCAAAGAGUUAUCCUUCAAGUCCCUGGAAUCAAGUGAUGGUGAUGGAAAACAUGUGUCUUUUAAACCAAACACUAACUACAAGUUCAGUACUAUCCUCAUGCUGCUGAAGGACAUGCAUGAUACCAGGGAGAAAGAUGGUACACCCUUGGAGCUGGAAAUCGGACCACCUAGUGCCCAUGUAAAAGAGGAGCCAUCAGUGAGUCCACCCUUACUGGGAGAGGAGUCACUCGGUCAAGGCCCUAGUCUCAGUAAAAGUCAACAGGGCAAGGGAAAAACAAAGGCCAAACCCAAGCUCAAGUCUUCUCUGAAAGUAGAAACCCCACAACUUGAAGGCAGCACAAACCAGGACUUGAAAAGGCCAGCCAAAAAGAGAGGCUUGUCUGGGACUAAAAAUAAACGUAAUGGAAAAGUGCCUUGUGGUAAGAGGUCUCCUGGACCUGGCUACCUUGAGAUGGAGACCUCACACCACCUUCCGAGCAAUGCUUGGCAGAAGGUUGACCAGGAUUCAGGAACAUUAGGGGGGGUGGGGGAGGGCUGCAGUGGGCUAACGAAUGAGAGACUACAGAACAUGGUGCGUUUGGAGCAGGGUGGUGCAGACCCAUCGGUGUCCUUUCAGACAAAGACAGGGUUGGACCAGCAGACUAUCCCUGCCACCAAUACUGCAAACACUACACCAAGAACUGGGGAACGCCUGGAGGCUCCCACAGCACAUAAACGAAUUAGAAAACCAAGCAAAAGACUCAUAGAAUGGACAGAAGAUUAUGAUCAGAUAUUCUCCACAAGGAAGAAACAGAAAAAGGCCCUCCAGUCUUUGGGAAAGGUGGCACAGUCCAACAGCAACAAACCAUAUCCCGUACCAUCAGGGAAAACCACACAUGACCACGCCCCUCUGAACCCACUUCCUGAACCAUCCAAGACUCUGAAUGGACAAGUCCCUCCCCCAAUAGAGAACACUCCUCCUCAGGAUGCACCUAUCCUGUCCAUAGAUACUCUAACCCUGCCUCCUGAAGCAGACCCUUCGCUGUUGUGCGACAGUCUGACAAAGAAUGUUGGUGACGUUCCUUACUUGGAAACCAUCCGUAAGAGACAGAGGAAACCCACUCUGAAGAUUCUGGAAUACUCGGAGGCUGCCACAAUCCCAAAGAAGAAGGUCAAGUCCCUGAACUCAUCAAGCCAUGCUGUUCAUUCAGGCUCUGGACAACACUCCUUUAAAUCAAAGAUCAAGCAACCAAUGACAUCCACCCCUGCAUCCUCCAUGCCGUUGCCCUGCACGCCUGCACCCUGCCCCCAGACCCCGAAUUGCCUGGCGAGGGGGUCAGACUUCGACCUCACCACGCCCCCCACUAAGGACACUGAUCUCCAUGACGAUGGGCGGGACACCAUAGACCCAGAGAUCAGACAAGAGGGUUUUACAUCCAGUUUCGAUGGCAGCUUUUCAUCCAUGAGGGAGGAGUCUUCACUGUGUGAUGACACACUCUUCCCCAAUAAGAAGAUCAUAGGGGACAGAGGGGGCGCGGCCACAUUGAAGGAGAAUGUGUGUCAGGUAUGUGAGAAGACUGGGGAGCUUCUGCUGUGUGAAGGCCAGUGUUGUGGGGCCUUCCACCUCCAGUGUAUCGGCCUCAUAGAGCCUCCUAAAGGGAAGUUUGUCUGCCAGGAGUGCAAGUCUGGUGUCCACACCUGUUUUGGGUGUAAGAAGCCAGGGGAGGACGUGAGGCGCUGUAUGAUUCCAGUGUGUGGGAAGUUCUACCAUGGAGAGUGUAUCGCCAACCACGCUCCCGUUGCCCCUCUGCACCGGGGCUUCCGCUGCUCCCUCCACGUCUGUCUGUCUUGCUUCAUCACUAACCCUGUCAACCCCUCCGUCCCCAAAGGUCGUCUGAUGCGCUGUGUGCGUUGCCCCGUGGCGUACCAUGCCAAUGAUUACUGCAUGGCAGCGGGCAGUGUGGUCCUGGCCAACAACAGUUUCCUGUGUCCCAACCACUUCACCCCCCGCAAGGGAGUCCGCAACCAUGAACACGUCAACGUCAGCUGGUGCUUUGUCUGCUCUGAAGGGGGCAGUCUGCUGUGCUGUGAGUCGUGUCCUGCUGCCUUCCACCGGGAGUGUCUGAACAUCGACAUGCCCGAGGGCAGCUGGUUCUGUAACGACUGCCAGGCCGGGAAGAAGCCCCACUAUAAGGACAUCCUGUGGGUCAAAGUGGGCCGGUACAGGUGGUGGCCUGCGGAGGUCAACCAUCCCAAGAACAUUCCGGAGAACAUCCUACGUGUGAGGCACGACGUAGGAGAGUUCCCUGUGCACUUCUUUGGCUCCAACGACUACCUGUGGACCUACCAAGCCAGAGUCUUCCCCUACAUGGACGUAGACACCAACAACAAGGAGAAGAUGGGGAAGGGUGUAGACGCCAUCUACAAGAAAGCUUUGGAGGAAGCUGCUAGCAGGUUUCUGGAACUGCAGGCAGAGAAAGAACUGAGACAGCUUCAGGAGGACAGGAGAAAUGACAAGAAACCCCCUCCAUACAGACACAUCAAGGUGAAUCGGCCAAUCGGGAAGGUGCAGUUCAUCACGGCCGACCUAUCAGAGAUCCCGUGCUGUAACUGCAAGGCAUCGGACGAGAACCCGUGUGGCAUUGACUCUGAGUGUAUUAACCGCAUGCUGAUGUACGAGUGCCACCCCCAGGUGUGCCCGGCGGGCGAGGGCUGCCAGAACCAGGCCUUCAGCAAGCGCCAGUAUAGCCAGGUGGAGAUCUUCAGGACACUGGCACGAGGCUGGGGCCUCCGCUGUGCCCAUGACAUCAAGAAGGGGGAGUUUGUGAAUGAGUACGUAGGAGAGGUGAUCGAUGAGGAGGAGUGUCGGGUCAGGAUCAAACAUGCCCAGGAUAACGACAUCUGUAACUUCUAUAUGCUGACUCUGGACAAGGAUCGGAUCAUUGAUGCCGGGCCGAAGGGGAACCAGGCCCGCUUCAUGAACCACAGCUGCAGGCCCAACUGUGAGACCCAGAAGUGGACGGUGAAUGGAGAUACACGUGUGGGGCUCUUCACUCUCAUAGAUGUCCCUGCAGGCACAGAGCUGACGUUCAACUACAACCUGGAGUGUCUGGGGAAUGGGAAGACUGUGUGUAAAUGUGAAGCCCCAAACUGCAGCGGCUUCCUAGGAGUCCGGCCAAAGAACAACCCUCCAGCAGACGACAAGGUCCGCAAGCUGAAGAAGAAGGUCCUGGCAAAACGGAAGAACAAAAUGGAGGUGACCAAGGAGAGGGAGGACGAGUGCUUUAGUUGUGGGGACGGGGGACAGAUUGUGUCCUGUAAGAGACCAGGCUGUCCCAAGGUCUACCACGCAGACUGUCUCAACCUCACCAAGAGGCCUGCAGGUCGGUGGGAGUGCCCGUGGCACCAGUGUGACCUGUGUGGUAAGGAGGCAGCCUCCUUUUGUGAGAUGUGUCCCAGCUCUUACUGCACACUGCACUGUGACGGCAUGCUCUUCAUCUCCAAGCUGGACGGACGGCUGUCCUGCAGCGAACACGACCCCUGUGGACCAGACCCCCUGGAGCCAGGGGAGAUCAGGGAGCACCUACCUGACAUCUGUGCUCUCUCACCGGGCCUGGGGGCUGGCGUAGUAAUCCCUGGUGAUGCUGUGGCUGGUGCUGCUGCUACAGUCACUACCACAGGGACAGGGGACCCCCAGCCUAGCCCUGGCCCUGAGUCUUUCCCCCCUCUCCCCAUCUCUGGCCCCUUCUCUGGCCCCUUCUCUGGCCCCUUCUCUAGCCCCAUCUCUGGCCCCAUCAGCACCCCUCUACCCAGCUCUGAGGCCGCCGAUAGCUCUCACCUAUUCCUUCCCCAAUACUCACCCAUCUCUUCCUAUGAAGAUGAGAAAGAAGAAAUGGAGGAUCCUUUGGGUGAUGAAGAGGGGGAUAGAGAGGGGAUGGAGGGAGAGUUGGAGGAUGGAGAGAUGGAGGGCCUUGAGUUGAAAGAUGAAGAGGAGGAGGAAGAAGUAGAAGAAGAGGAGGAGGAGCAGCAUGAAGAAGAAGAAGAGGAAUAAAGACAUCAUUUUUCAACAACUCUCUGCAUGGUGGCUUAUCAUUCCACACAGUCCAUACAGGGGGAGAAAACACGGACAAUGAUCAGCCAAACCACAGAAUAGCCCUGUCAAUCACUGUUCUUAUUGUCCAGUGAGCAUGUGAUUGUCCUGAAGGCCUACCAUAGGGGGAGAAGGGCUACCUGCUUGUUCUUGAGGGUGGGCCUGAGCUCAGCAUCAUGUAGAUUCACUCAUCUUUCUAUAUAAGGAUCUGUUCAUGUCCAGAGGAUUUAUAGAUCUGUGAAUUUGCACACCGCCUUGUUCAGUCAGACUCCCGAGAAAUAGCAGGAUGUUACAAUGGGGUCUGGAGCUGGUGUGUCGAAACGGAGUAGGAUGGAGUUGCCCCUGGACACUGAUUUAUGGUUAAGUCUAGCGUUUUCCCCCCAAUAGUCAAGGUUACGGUUUGGGAUGGGUACACUGAUCCUGGAUCUGUGCCUAAGGGCACAAUGGAGUAUGAUGGGAACUGUAUUCAUAUAGCUAGGCCCAUUUGGAUCUCUUCAUGGUUCAUUGUCAAAGCUGCUGGUUUGUGGUUUUUGUUUUAGAACAUGUUUACACUUCUGCACCUCCUCUUGGAGGACACAGCAACUAACUUAUCUGAAGGUUCAUCUUUUUCAAAGGGGAGACUGAAGAGAAGCGGGACAGUGCUGUCAAAGGCACGGAUAUCCCCUCAUGAGCAAGUAGCCUAUAGUGUGUUAGAUGAGCCUGUCAAACUGUUUCUCUCUGUAGCAACUCUCCUACAUGGCACAAAUGAGUAAUGCUGUGAAAUGAGUACGUCAGCCAUGGAAAUUGUUAGUCACACUAUCAACCAGUCAUUUCAUUAUUGUCAUUGGUGUGCAGUGCAGUCUAUCCAUACCGGUUUGAUGAUGAUGAUUAAUCUACUGUCUCUGCUGCCCUCUGCCUUACCACAAUAAAUGAUACAGACACGUAGACAAUACACAUACAAUCAAAUGGCUUAGUUAGUACAUCUGGGUAGUACAUCAAGGAGAUGACUUGAUAUUGAACAUGCCCAUAUCCUAAUCCAUGACAGCACUUUGCGUUCUCCCCUAACCCUGGCAUUGUAUCGCCAUUAGCUCUUCUGUACUGAUAUCUGUUUGAGUGCAGUUGGCUGUACUGUAGGUAUUUGAACAAAAGCUUCCUCACAUGGUGGAGCUUUGCCUAGAAACUGAACCUUCAAUGUGAAAGUGCCAGUGUACUCAGCUGUUGAGUAAGCUGCUUGAUGUAACCUUAUCACUAAGAUAGCUAGCUCUUGUGUGUGAAUUAUAUUCUCUAUGACGUAUUUAUGUUGACUUUUAUAACGCACAAAUUAAGAUGGGACUGACUUAUAGUAGUGGCAUUGCUGUGUCUCUUUAUAUCAUUCAUACUUUCCAUUUGAAAGGCUUUAGUCUAGCACUACAAAGGACAGAUCUGGUCUGUUCCCCUGCUAAAAUGCUUGCACUACAGUAUGUAUGUCUCUGCUGUAUGUUUUGUCCCUCUUUAAACUUGUCUCUGUCUCGCUGUCUUUGUUGUGUCAGUUUUUAAUCUCUGCUUAUGCCUUUUCAAUUGAGUCAAUCAGUGUUGGGGUUUCUGUGAAAGAAGGGAGGUAAAGUUGAUUGGCCAGAGAACAGAAUUAAGUGGAUUUGCCAUUUCCCAGUUAUGGGAAUGUUGUGUUUCCAUUUCUGAAGCUUGUAUCAUGCCUUUACCAUAAAUCUGCACAAUAAGCAAUAUUUGUAGUGCUUAAUAUCGCCCAAUUGUGUCACUUUAGUCAUGUCAAAGUAUCUCUAGCAGCCUUUAUGUAUUAAAACUUAACUGGCUUAGUUUUAAUUCAUCAUGCAUGAGAUGAGGCCCAUGAAAAGAUAUGUGCAAUUUCUUACAUUUGAAUAGAAAGCCAACCUGUUAUUUAAUGAUUAAAAAAAUGGAUGAAACGGACCUGUCCCUUCUUGUCCAUAUACUGUACUGUGAAAGUUGCCAUGGGGCCCCCUGCUGUUGCUCCAAUAUACAGAUACAGACACCAUCGUCAUGGCCACCAAUAGUAAAUAUUUAUCUAACUUGAACAUCUUCACCCAGGAGUUAUACAGUAACUCAUAAUUGUAUAUUAAUAGCACUAAAACGUCUACGAAUUUUAACAACACAGAUAGAAGAUCUUAACUGAUUAAUACAUCUGUUGGAAUAAUAUUUGUGCCUGUCCUUCCAAAAUCGUAUGUAAUAUGUAUAUACAUAACAUUUGUAUAUAAAAGCUAUAUAUGAUGAAUGGAAAAAAACUAGAAUUUCAAAAAUAAGUCUAGAGCCAGAGGAUAUGCGUUCUCUGGUCUCAGCUCGGUCAUCAACCUGUCCAACAAACAGGAUCACUUCAACUUUAAUACACAAAAUUGUGUGUUGUAUACGGUUGAGUUGCUGUCAACAGAUGUGGUGAAUAACACUUUAUAUUGAUGUAACAAUAUCACAGUCAUCAACCAGAUAAUAGUAGGCUAUGAUAGCACACAGUAUGAGGAGGUCGAGGGUCAUUUCUGGUCACAUGACGAGUAGGGAGUCGGGAGAUGAAACUCCCAACUAUCACUACAGUACUUUGGAACUUGUGAUACGAUAAUGAGCUGUAUAUCUUUUUGCUUUAAUAUUUUCUGUUUCUACAUUGUCAGUUACCCCUCCGUCCUCUUUGAAGGGUUCUCUGAUAUGUCACAAAGGAAGAGUUGGGAGGCUGUAUCACUGUUUUUAUACAUACAUUCCUACACAUGUAACAAAGCUUCUUUUUUUUGUUGCUGUCAUGCUUCUUAGCUUUGACUCCUUUCCCUCUCUGCCUUAUUCAGCCUUGUGUAAUUCAUCUGUUCAAAAUGUAACUGUUGAGAGUUCAGGAAUAUCCUUCUGCCUUGUGAGGAGAUUGAAAGGUGUAUUUCUUUGUACAUAAUAAAGAAAAAGCUAAGUUGCAAAUACAUGAUCUGAAUGUUUUUCUUCAACUGUUUUGGGCAUUUUGAUUUGGGACAGAGGUUGUAUUGCUAUUUUUCCGACUGAAUAUUUAAGUUAAAAGCCAUCUUACUGUAAUAACAGUUAACAGACGAUUGCAUUGGGCUGGGGUAGAUAAUAAUCCACUUUAGAGGUGCUUAUGUUAUAGCAACUGGCAUUAACAGUUGCUCAGUGUACUGUUAGCCUUGUUAAUAAAACUGACCGCUGUGCUCACCACUGUUUCACUUCACAUUUAUGAUAUAGUGAAGUGAAACAGUAUUGAGUGCAGCGGUCAGUCUGGUUGACCAGGCUAAUGUACUGCAGGUGUCACACAGACACACUAACAAAGAGACUUGCAGAAAUCAAAUCUUUAUUUUUCCAAUUUACAACAUGCUAGAAAACAUGGUCACUGGAGUCCACACAAUGAAUGAUCAUAUCAGCGGACUCUGUGGACCUGUAGUGUUGGAAAUAUAUGCAUGUUAUCUACAAGGCCUCAGACAGAUGUGGGACUGCAAACAACCUCUGGCUUAGUGCUUGUACCCCUUGCACCUUCUAAUAACGGAGUCCUGUAAAACAUUCAUAAAAUGAACUAUGUGAACUAUCCCUCUUUCUCAGGCACCAGGUCUGCGUCCUUGGGGAGUGACAACAUAGAAGAUGCCGCGUGUGUAAACAAUAAUGGAGCCUGCUAUACACCGCUAAUGAUGGAUUUGUGAUUCAUUACUCAAGGGAAAACCAGCCUGUGGGCCCAUUGCUGCUGCUUACUACUAGUCUCAUACAGGCACAACUUCAGUGGGACUGACAAAAAACCUCAGUGAGGUCAAGUAAAAUCAAGUAAAAAUCAGCCAUUAGCCAGACUCUCUCGAAAGGUCAAAGGUGUCGCAAAGUGUAAACAUUAACAAUACAUUCACAGGAGCUUAAACUUCCAAUUGUGUGUGAAGUAAUGACAAUGGUCAGCCACAGUGUGAUGAAGUGUCCGUAAAACAUUAAAUUAGUGACUUGCUGGAUAUUACAUUGUACAUUAGCUACACAUAGCUGUCUGUAUAUAGGGUUUCUUACUGCAACAGCAUUAUCUGGUACUUUUAGCCAUGGCGACAUAACUGUCUUUUUACAACAUUUACCCAUAAACUGUUUCCUGUGUUGGUGCAAUCUUUGUAGUUGCAUUCCAUACUUUCAACUGUAUCAGAGCUUAUGACCCAAAGAAAA